AUGUACAAGGAUCACAUCACUACGAGAAGACAACUGUCUUCUGAUAUGUACUACAAAUAUGAGGAACUUUAUUCCAGACCAUUCAUUACACCUGGUUCUGACAUCCCAGAGAACCUCCUCAACCUCUCUCACUCGUUUGGCUAUGACUGUCAGCGCAGAGAAAACCUGCAGCUGCUGGAUGAUAGAACACUGAUUUUUAUAGCUGGUCAGCUGAUCAUACUGCUAGAUGUUUCCACCAAGCAGCAGAGGUACCUUCGCUCCUGCAGCGGUGGAGGAAUUGGCUCAAUCGGGGUGCACCCAAGCAAAGACCACUUUGCUGUAGCAGAGAAGGGAAACAAGCCACUGCUGAUAGUUUAUGAAUACCCUUCAUUACAAGCAUACCGCAUCCUCAGAGAUGGCACAGAGCGUGCAUUCAGCUCCGUCAACUUUAACAGUGACGGGAGUCUUCUGGCCAGCCUGGGCAGUGCCCCUGACUACAUGCUGACAGUGUGGAACUGGAGGCAGGAAGAAGUGAUGCUCAGGUGCAAAGCCAUUUCACAGGAAGUGUACAGAGUGAGCUUCUCGCCAUACAACCCUGGACUGCUGACAUCAUCAGGAUCUGGACACAUCAAGUUCUGGAAAAUGGCCAACACAUUUACUGGUCUCAAACUGGAGGGGCUUAUUGGCCAUUUUGGAAAAACUGCAGCUACUGACAUUGAAGGCUACAUAGAACUUCCAGAUGGAAAGGUGGUGUCUGGCUCCAACUGGGGCAACCUGUUGCUGUGGGAUGGAAACGCCAUUAAAGUGGAGCUCUGCAGCAAGGGAGGACAGUGUUGUCAUGCAGGGGUUGUCAAGCCUUUUGCUUUGGAAGAUGGACAGCUGUUGACUUUUGGCUCCGAUGGAGUCAUCCGGGGCUGGGACUUUGAGACCAUUGUUACUGCUGAAGGCAGCUGCGGGAGCAGCAAGUUUGAGGUCGAGCCAAUGAAUGAGUUGGUGGUUGGACAUCAUGUCUGCUUGUCCUCGAUAGUGAAAAGCUCUCAACCUGACUCUAAUGUUUGGUUUGCUCAGGAUUCCACUGGAGCCAUUUGGAAGCUGGAUCUGUCAUUCAAAUACACAACUCCUGAUCCCGAGUGCCUGUUUUCCUUCCACGUUGGGCCGAUCAAGGGUCUGGAUGUGUCAAAGAAAAGUCAUCUCAUGGCGACAACUUCUCUGGACCGCUCAGUUAGAGUCUUUGACUUUCUGGCAAAAACAGAACUGACCUGUAGCCGCUUCAGUCAGGGUGGAACUGCUCUCCACUGGGCUCCCCCUGUGGUCAGCCAGACUGGAAGUUUGCUCGUGACGGGCUUUGAAGAUGGGGUGGUCCGCUUACUGGAGCUUUUUGACCCCAAAGGGGUGCACAGCUACAAAGGAGGCGCUCAGCUGCGCCUCAAACAGGCCUUCAAACCCCAUAAUGCCCCUGUAACUGCCGUGGCAUAUGAAUGCAGUGGAAAAAUAUUAGCCACAGGGAGCUCAGACCGCACUGUGUUCUUCUUCACUGUUGGGGAAACGUACGAGCCAAUCGGUUUUGUCUCUGUUCCGGGACCAGUAGAGGUACUGGAGUGGUCACCUCAUUCCCAUAAUGACAACAGGUUGCUAAUCUUGUGUCAAAGUGGUCAUAUUACGGAGGUACCUUGUCCUGAUCCGAAAGCCCUGAAGCUAACCAAAUCCUACGAGCUGCUAGAACUGCCCAGAAGAUCCUUCUACUUCAAGAGCGUCAAAUCUCGAAUCAAGAGAGAGGAUGGAAUUGCAAGGCGACAAGCUGUGAAGGAAAAGCGACAGGAUGAGGGAAAGGAAAUUACACAAGAAGAAGAGGGGGAGAAAAAGGAGGAGGAGUUGCCCUCUAUCUAUAUCCCUGACCCCCCUAGUCCUCUCCACUGGGGGUUCUAUUCAAAGCCGGGUCAGUUCUGGCUCUCUAUGGGAGGAUUUGACGCAGGUUUCUUGUACCACUGUAAGUUCUCAGACAAUCAGGAUGAGGACCCAGACCAACGUCAGGAUGAGCCAUUUGACUUCCUUGUGAUCCACAAUGCAGAUGAUGACUCUAUUUGUUCAGUCACCUUCAGCUCCAACAGGCAGCUGAUGCUCUGUGGCAUGCACUCAGGCUCCAUCAGAGUUUAUCCUCUGGACCCUGAUGACCACUCCCUAACCUCCAUGCAGGCGUACUGGGAACUGAGCGUCCACGACAGCAUUUAUGGACACCUACGAAACAUAUGCUGCAGCCAUGAUGAUCAUUUUGUGCUGACAGCAGGAGAUGAUGGGAACAUCUUCUCCUUCAGUCUGCUUCCUCUUGAGGAGCUACAGAAAACCUUCCAGAGAAAAAGGGCUACGGUUCCUUCACCAAGGGUGGAUCUUGAGAAUGAGGAGUUAGCGCAAGACAUUGAUGACCCAGCAGCCAACAGCUUAGAGAUGGCAAAACAGAAGCUGGAGAAAGACCGUCUGUGCCGGGAAGCUGAGAGGAAGAAAUCCGACAAGCGAAAAAAGCUCAGUGAGAUUCAGGACAUGUUUAAAAAACUGCUGAAGGAAAACCAGGAGCUGCCAGGCCAUAUCCGGUUAACACCCACGGAGCUGCAGCUGGACCCACGUUUCGCAGAGCUGGCUGAGAUAGAGAAAGCUGGGAAAUUGAAGGAGGUCCAAGACCAGAUGAGUUGGGAAGAGGAGCACUCCCGUAUAGCACUCAACAAACUACAGAAGUGGUUCAAUGGCUCUCCAGAGUCUGAUGUACUCACUGUGUUCGCCAUCCAUACUGGCCACAAAGUCUCCACAUAUAAUAUUCCUGAACUUUCUUCAGUACACAUCCAACAACAAUGCAGGUCCACUGAGUCCAGCGGCAAAGAAACUGCUCAAGGGGAACGUCGAAAAUCCAAAGACCAACCUGUGAAAGGCAGCAGCGAAAUAGAUGAGGAGGAUGUGCCUCACACCCUGGUGACUCAUUCUUCAGGGGUAAAGCUGGCAGAUCGGCAGAUCGAGAGGCUCCAAAAGGCUGCAGAGAAAGCUAAACAAGCACAAGCAAAGAUUGAGAAACGGAAGCAGGAAUGGGAUAAACUUUACGCAGAGAAGCCGAAGAAGAACUGCGAGGAUCCGCGAGAUGUGCAGGCCAUCUGUGAAGCCAAAGAGAACAUUGGAGACUUGAAACUUAAGACAGAUAAAGACUUCACUGUACCAAAACACCUGCGAAUGAGUGCAGACAGAAAGAAAGCCGAGAUAAAAGACCUGGAGGACAACAUACGAGAGAAACAGACUGAGAUGAACAGAGAGAUCUGGGCCUUGCGAGACUGCAAACUUCACCUUGUAGCAAAACUGCAGGUGCAAGCUCAGCAGCUCCAGAGGGUCCAGAAACUUCUGCCAUCCCAUCUCCACCGCCAUCCACCACCCUUGCCCACUAUACGACCGGAGGAAAUCCCAGACAAGAGGCAGCGAUGCAGCCCAGCUAUCCUGGACAGAUACAGGGUGCUGAGGGAGCAGAGGUCUCAAUGCACAGAACUGAAGGAUCCGGAAGUGGGUUUGCUCAAGCAACUGGAAGAAGAGGUGGAAGGUCUGGAGGAAGCAGAGGAAAUGGGAAAAUACUCAUCUGUAGCCAUUGAGGAGGAAGAAGAAGAAGAGCCUACAGAGGAGCAAGAAGCACAGCUGAGCGAGGAGAACAAGCAGAGCAAAUUGCUGCACAUACAGGACUCUAUCCUGGAGAAGAUGGAAAGGUUGGUGCAUCAGUUUGACAAGGAGCACUUGAUGUGCCUGAACAAGGUGGAGAAGCUGGAAUGGAUGCUCAAACUUGGCAACCUUCGGCAGCUGACACUUUUUCAGGAACUGCUGCUCCUUAAGGAGGUGGACAAGAAUGAGAAAACCUUGCAGGAGAAGCUCAACAUACGUCUGAAGGAGGAGAACAACUUGAUGUCUAAGCUGGAGGAGUCUCAGGAGGAGCUGGAACUGAAGCAUAAAGACAUAGCGAAGGUGCAGGAGAGAGAGAAGGCCGUAUCUAAAGCCUUUCGGGCCUCGCUGGGUGAUGACAAGAAAUUUGAAGAGUAUCUCUUCAAAGUGUUCAAGAAGAAAAUCAAACGUAUCAAGAAGAAGGAGCGGGUGGGAGAUGAAGAAAACGAGAAUGACAGUGGUGAAGACUUUGAUGAUUAUGAAAACUGGGAUGAUGAUGAGGAGGAUUGGGAUACACCGGAGGGAGAAGCUGCUGUUGAGGAAUGCCCUCCAGAUUGUGACCCAAAGCUGUUUGAGCACAUACUGCAGUUGCGUGAACGUCGACUGGACCUGGAAGAACGGCUGGCAGAGGAGAAAAAGAGUGCUGACGUUCUGGAGAGAGAAUGCGACACGCUCAUUAAAAAGUUAAAAUCAGUGCAGAUCAGUCGCAAGGCAGCAGAGGAUGACUUAGAGCAAGUUAACAGAGAAAAACAGCAGCAAAUGAACCAACUAGAUGUUGUGGUUCCUCUUCGGCUGCACCAGAUCGAGUUUGAUGUCAAUGGCCCUGUGCCUUCGGACAUGAGCUCGGCGUUGGUGCUCACCAGGACAGAGCUGCAACGUCUGCAGGAACGAGUGAAUCAGCUGGAGGCGGAAAAGAGGCAGCAGACAGAAGUCUACAGUCAAGCCCGUCAGCAGUACACCAGGCUAGUUCAAGAACGAAAAGACAUGAGCGCUGAGAUCCAGUCGCUGGAGAAGCUAUGCAAUCAGCUCAUGAUGAGAAGGUUUGGGAGGGAGGUGGAUCUGGAGGUUCUGCAGACGCUGUCAGGCAACAGGAUGGUUGAGGAGCUGAAGCAGCAAAAACUCCUUCAAGAAGCUGCAAACGCCAAAGAAAUCAAAGAGUGGGAUAUAAAAGUACAAAAGGCUCGUGAGGUCCUGAUGAGGAUGACAAGGAGCAACACAGAACGCCUCCUUUGCUUGAAUAGCCUCUUUGAACAGAAGAAAGAGCUGGAGCAGAAACUUGACGCAAGGCAGAAGAAAAUUGAGAAACAGCUUCAAGACUUCAGCAGGCAAAGCGACAGAAAUGAAGUGUGGCGUCUUCAAGAAUUGGUGAGAAAACAGGCCCAGCAGGUGGAGGCCCUCAGCAGAGAGAUCAGCUUUCUUUCACGUAAAGGAGGUCACGUUCUGCUGAGCAGCCACAACCAGCUGCCUCCCCUUGUUCCUUGGACCAAGCCCACUGUGCAGACACACACCAAGGAAGCAGGUGGACUGCAUUCUAACAAGCGAGACGGGAAGGCAUGGAACUGAGUGGAGGUUUAUCAACAGAAGACUGGAGUCACAAAAUGAAGAGAGUACUUGGAACGUCAUGAAGUCAUCUACCUAAACAUUAUCAGAAUCAAAAUGCAGAGAUGUGGACUCAAGUCAUGAUCAAAUUCACAAUUUUGAUGACUUUGGGCUUGACUUGACAAUAUCAUCAAAGACUUGCAACUCAACUUGGACUUUGACAUCAUUGACUGGACUUGACUGGAACUUUAGUCUGAUGACAUGAAAAUACUUAACUUUUGGUGUGUGUGUUGAGUAAAAUGUAUCCCGAUUCAAAGUAUUCGACUAACGUGACCAAUGUUAUAUAAUUUCCAGCAAGACAACUAAUUUUCCCCACAGAAUCUGCCUCAUUAUUAUUGAAUGCGUCUAUAAAAGAUGACACUCGCAAAAGACUGAUUUUCUCCCCCGUGUCAAGAUGAGACAGGAACCUUUUUUUUUUAGCUUUGACUUUUCUUUUCGGAUCUAGUUAAUGAUGAAUGAAGUUUAUGUUUUAAAUUUAUUCUCAAUGAAUUACAAAGAGUAGGGGUAGGCGACAUAGGAAAGGUUGGUAUUGAUUCAAUACCAAGUAAA
Messenger RNA from Dunckerocampus dactyliophorus (ringed pipefish), 5805 nucleotides. RefSeq names its product cilia- and flagella-associated protein 44-like. The transcript has 34 exons. Bases 1 to 5220 code for a protein of 1739 amino acids. Gene Ontology annotation, molecular function: protein binding. The record is from RefSeq and is a predicted model, not a curated record. NCBI's taxonomy places the organism in Eukaryota, Metazoa, Chordata, Actinopteri, Syngnathiformes, Syngnathidae.